AAUUUUAUUUAUUCGACUGGAAAUCUAAUCGCCACUAUAGUAUAAGCAUUCGUCAUGAAAACGUCGUAUUUGAUAUGUGGAAUAUACGUCCUAAUGGACUUGGCUAGUAGCGCUGAGCGCAGCUUUCGGAUUUACUUUGACGAAUUUGCAAUCAAGUACAAGGUGGCAGAUAUUUUUGAGAAGGUGGAAUGUCAUUUGUCUCAAUUGAACAAUCGGAGCUACAUCAACGCAGAGAUGAUACUUAAAAGGGAAGUGAACGAUAUGACCAUUCGAGCCACCAUGGAUUUUUGGAAACCAAACUCUCAAAUAAAUAUGAAAGUGUAUGAUGUUCGACUGGAUGGAUGUGACCUACUUCGAAGCAUAAACAAAAAUAAACUUUUAAACUUGUAUGUGAAGACCUUCAAAAAGCACGCUAGUGUUACUUUGUCAUGUCCAUUUAAAGCGAACUACAGCUACAAGAUGGUGGAUUGGUUUAUGGAGGAAAAUGAUCUUCCACCCUAUAUGCCGGUUGGCAAAUUUCGAACACUCACUGAAUAUUUCACGCGACAGCGAUUGGCAAUACGUGUUGUGGCACACGGCAAUGUUUCGGCCAACCAAUAAGCCCUUGCAAUAACACUUCAAAAGGGGUUUCCUCUGUUUACAA
Messenger RNA from Drosophila biarmipes, 643 nucleotides. RefSeq lists its product as uncharacterized. The record is from RefSeq and is a predicted model, not a curated record. The transcript has 2 exons. Bases 55 to 600 code for a protein of 181 amino acids. Lineage: Eukaryota; Metazoa; Arthropoda; Insecta; Diptera; Drosophilidae.